Messenger RNA from Clonostachys rhizophaga, 477 nucleotides. The record is from the annotation of a GenBank genome assembly. Lineage: Eukaryota; Fungi; Ascomycota; Sordariomycetes; Hypocreales; Bionectriaceae.
AUGUUCCCAUCUCCCCCAACGAGAUUAGGAUCCCCGACCAUCCACGGGCAAACCCUCGAAGAGCUCGAGUCAGAUAUCGUUCCCGAGGAAGAGAAAAGCUGGUUUUACUACCUCGCAGAGAUCUCCUAUCGUCGUAUUUUGAAUCGUGCCAUGGCAGUAAUGGGCCACGAAGGAGAAGAGGGCUGGAUCCGGAAUAUUUCCAGCCGGAUCAAGCAGUGUAAGACAUUUAAUGAUCAAAUAGAUCUCUGGUAAGGAUCGAUUUCUCCAAGCAACAGUGCUACGAUGAGAAAAAGCUUAACAUAAGUAGGUAUUCUCACGUACCGCCUCAGCUCAACCCCCAACAUGAAGGCCACGAGAACAGUGAACUCGGGCAGUUUCUAGCCAAUCGUGCAAUCAGCUGCCGCGAAUGGAUCCAUCGGCCGUUCCUCUACUACAUUAUUCAUAGGCCACCUUCCGAUCCAAUCCAUGACCAAGUGA